AUGACAUCACCAACGCCGACAGUUCAAAAGAAGUCUAAAAAGUCAAAAACUACUGAUCCUACUGUAAAACUUCCGAAAGCAAAAUUUAAUGUGCCUGACGAAGAGACAGGAGAGAAACAAGGAGAAAUUGCAGCAAAACCAGCCAAUGAAGAGGCAUCACAAAAGGAUCCAGUCAUCGAUACAAAGCCGGACAUCUUUCAGACGACUCCACAAGAUGAUGACAUAAUCAUUGUAAAUUAUCCCAACAUAAAUGCAAAAAGGGAAAAAGACUCACAUAUCCAUGAUACACUAGAUGCUUUAAAUGGUACGAGACGGGAGGGAAAUGCACCCCUGGAAAUGCCGCCAGCAGCAAUUGAAGCACUAGAAAGAAUGCUUGGAAAAGUUCCUGACCCGAACAAGCCUAGAGGUUCAAAUGUUGGAAAAUUGGAUCAAGGUUUUACGUUCCCGCCAAGGACUAAAUCUUCUCCGAACAAUUCUUCGAAUCAUAGUAACAGUGCUACGGCUUCAACAUCAAAAAUCAGCGGAAACAAUAAAGAGAUAGACCAAGAUGACCUCGAUAAAAAAGAACGUGAUCGCCGUCGAAAGAGUAAUUUGAAUCCCUUUGCACCACCAUUCACUUUCUCUGCUGGCACGUCAGUAGAUGCUAAUAAGUCAAUUGAUGCGUCGGAACAAAAACAUGACGAUGAUAAGAAAAAGAAGAGUACAAAGAAAGAAAAGUUGAACCAUGAGAUGAAUGGCGACACAGAUUCAUCUUAUCCAAAGAAAAAACGUCGCCCGAGCCAACAACUUAUUACAUCAGAGGCCGCUCGGCAAAUCGAAGCUCCAUAUGGCUUCGCUCCAAAUGGAUAUGAACCUAACGCAUAUUACGUGCACGGGCCACAUACGCCUUAUCUACCAAACCAUGUUGAAGGAGCGACUAUGCCUAACUGGGAAGAGUUUCAAACUAAGAUGGCUGCAGAGGUUGUCAGUAGAAUAGAAUCAGAAUUUCAAAAAGGUGUUGAUACGCUUACAUCCGAGAUUAAAAAUAUUUUGGUAGAACAUAUAUCUGAAGAUUAUGGGGUAAGCGGAAAGAAGAAUGAUGAAGGAACUACACUACGAAAAUUGCAAGACCAGAUUUUCCAAGAAUUACGGAAUAAUCAUCAGGAAAUACGUACCACAUAUGAUCAACUGAUGCACAAAUACGAGGAAAUGCAAAACCGUCAUCUUGAUCAAGUUUCUUCUCUUCAGACGGCCCAAGAUGGUGAUAUUCAAAAUUCCAUUACGCAGCGUCAUGCAGAACUUCUAACCAUGCAUCAUAACUUGAAAACUGAACUUAAAACUGGUCUUAAAGAAAUUCAUAACGAAUACCUAAAUAUGCUGGAUCGACAACAGCAACUAAAUAAUGACAUCAAGAAUUCACAAGUUCUUCAGAGCCGUCUUGCUGAAUUAGAAUCCGAACUCAAUCAGUUACGCAUUAAAAAUACACACUUGACAUCCGAGAAUUCAAGACUUUUUGAAGAAAACCAUAAUGCCAAGAUGAAAGAACGUCAAUACGAUGAAGGAAAACGUCAACAAGAGACCUUGAUUUCCGAAUUAGAGACAGAGAUAUCUAAUCAUAAAGACAAAGCUUCUCGUGCUGGUAAGGAGCUUGAACUUAUACGAAGCACGGUGAGGUCGCUUGAGGCACAAAAGACUGGACUCGAAAGCCAUAACGGAAGUUUGGAAAACAAAAUACGUAACCUUGAAGUACAAAUACGUAAUCUACAAAAUGAUCAUAAUAGUAUUUUUGAGGAAAAUCAGGCGUUACAACAACAGCAAGACAAAUGGCGUAAAACGGAAAAAUCUUUGCAAUCUGAUAUUAAUGAACUUAGUCUUAAGCUUCUUAAAGCAGAAUCAGAAUACAACGAAUCGAAACGUAAAAUUAUUGAGGAUCAGAAUUCUUUUAAAACUAAAGAAGAUAAUUUACGAGAACAAUUGAAAGAAGCUAAUCAACAAGUGAUCGAGGCUCGUUCAGAUCAACGUCGAUUAAAAGAACUCGAAACCGAAAUGAAAACUCUUAAAAGUAGUGAGUCGGCGCAGUUAAAGUCCAAAAAUAUGGAAAUUGAUGGUUUGAACAAACAACUAGCUCAACUUAGACAGAGAGUCAGUGACCUUGAGAAGAACCGUACCGAAUUACAGCAAUCCAGUAAAAAGGAAAUUGCUGCACUACGUGCUUCCAACCAGGGCGCUGAGAGCCAAUUGUUGGAACUUCGAGAAAAGCAUAAAACUCUUGAAGAAGAAGUUUCUAAUACGCGAAAAUAUAGUAAAGAACUUGAAAAUAAAGUUUUAAAAAUUAAGGAGUAUGAAACACGGUUAGUUGAAUACGAAGAUCAAUCGGCAGAACUAAAGAAUUUCCGUGAAGAGUUCGAAAAUCUCAAGCAAAAAAUAAAAGGCAUGAAUGAUAUUGAAGCCCAGAAUCUUGAAAAGAUUGAAGAAUUGUCUAGACUUCGCAUAAGAGUUCAAGAAUUGGAGAAUGCAGAAAAGGACCUUGAAUACAUUCGUGGAGAAAAUAUAGAUUUAACUAAGCGUCUAGAAGCAUUAGAAGCAGAAAAGAAAAAGCAGUUAGAAAAUAAUCAUCCACAAAAGAACGCGAGUACUACGUCAAAUAUAUAUUCAUAUGGAGGACGCGAACCUAAAAUGAACGGUUUUGUUACGGAAUUCGAAGAUCGAGUGAUCUCAAGGGAUCAUCAACCCCUAUAUAACAAUCAACUUAACGGGAAUUCAGAGCAAAUUCAUUACAAUUCCGGUAUGAAACCGCCUACUGAAUAUAAUUCUCAACAGACAUUCAGUCAGUCACCUGCUAUUGGUGGUAUUAAUUUAACACAAACACAAUCCAUGCCACACAUGAUGAAUGGAACUGCGCAACAACCAUCUCAGCAUCAAACAUAUAUUCCUCCAACGCCAAAUUUAGCACCACCACUACCUCCACAACAGAUACAACCCACAUAUCAUUUAUCACAUAAUGGAUCAUCACCUUCACAACCUCCACUCCAAGCAUUUGUUCCUUUAUCUCAAUUGCACUCAUCUCAAUCAUCUGUACCUAUUCAUUCAAAUACACCUGCUUUAUCACAAAAAGUGCAACAAAAACAGGACCAUUUGCAACAACAGCAAUCUCCACUUCCACAAUUGGUGCCGUCGCAACAAGCACAAUCUAACCAGGGGCAAUCUACUGUGAAACAAGAAACAAAGUCUCAUAGUCGUCAAAGUUCCCGCUCCAACAAUAUUGGAGGUAGUGGAAAGAAGCAGCGCUCUCAGAAUGCAAAGAGAAAAGAUCGAAACAGAAGAAAUUCUACGACUGACAGAACAAAUAAUGACUGGGGCAAAGGUGAAUUGACUACUACCGAGUGGUGGACUGAGAAUAAGGAUCAAAAAAUUGAGACUUAG
Cetraspora pellucida is the source of this 3402-nucleotide messenger RNA. The record is from the annotation of a GenBank genome assembly. Lineage: Eukaryota; Fungi; Glomeromycota; Glomeromycetes; Diversisporales; Gigasporaceae.